CCGAAGACCGAGAGAAGAGAAAAAGACACUCCACCCACAGAAGAGAGGAAUCAUCUCGAUAGUGUGCGGCGGAGAGACUAUAAAGAAAAGAAGCUAACUUAGGAGGCGCAAUGAGGAACAGGCUGUCGCUGUCAGGGCGUAUAAUGUGGCUCGCGUGACACACGCCGUUUCUCUCGGUGCACAACACAUUUCUCCUCUGAGGCUACCACAUACACACACACACACGCCAACACUCUUUAUCCAACCGAAAUACAAAUCUACACACGUACGUACACACAAGAAACACCUUCUGCUUCCAUUCUACCCGGGGUAUAAUCCUUAACGACAAGGACACGCGUACCAGGGAGGCACGAUAGUAAUGACGGUGAUGCUGCUGCAACGUUCAGUCACCCCGCAGUCGACGCAGAGCCAAAAGACAGCGAACAAGGACUUCAGCUCGAAGCCACCAUUUCUAUUCCUCCUCGACGAUCGUCAGGAGCAUCGACACUCCACCGACACAACUAUCACAACCACCACUAACAACAACAAUAUUAUUAUUAACAACAACAACAAUAAUAAUAACAAUAAUAUACUGAAAGGAGUGACUAGAAGAGAGAGUAACGCGUCGUACGUCGUCGACGAGGCGGCGGCGUCGGUGACGUCCCAAAGACGCGCCGCCGACUGUGGCCAGGACGUCGCGAUGCGAUAUUACCGGCUCUGGAUCUACACCUGUAAUUUGGUGCUGCUUGGUAGCGCGUUAGGUUUCGCGGCCGCGGUCUCGCGAACAUUACUGUUCACCGGUGAUCCACGUAGAUACCUGGUGCCAGGUAUACCGCGCGCAUUCGAUCCGACAGCCUUGUACGCGUAUCUGGCGUUGGCUACGCAACUGGGGUUGGUGCAGUUGUUGGGUUGCAUAGCGGCGAGAAGAUUGAGCGCUAGAUUGUUGAACGCGUAUUGGGUACUGCUGUUGGCUUUGCUGUUCGGUGACGCUGUGAUCGGGGUGGCCUGGGUCUUCCGGUUCGAGAGGAUGAGGGCUGAACUGAGGCCUACGCUUAGACAACGACUUCAGAUGGAGUACGGCAAGGAUCUAAGAUUCAGCGAGCAGUGGGAUCGUUUGCAGAAGGAAUUCACCUGUUGUGGAGUGACCGGGCCAAGGGACUUCGGGGCAAGAUUGCCGCAGACCUGUUGUGGACCAACCGGAAACGUGAGCGACACCUGUCAGCAACCGUACGCGAGAGGCUGUGAAGAAUCGUUGAUGCGAUGGCUACGAAAAACCGCGGACCUGUUGUUCGUGCUUGGCUUCUGUGUGAUCGCGUUCGCGAAACUGUGUUUCUUGGGGAUACUGAGAUACGAGAUACGGGAGAUGAUACAGAAGAUACGGCUGCUUAGGGAACCCCCGCCACCUGCAACCACGUUGGCGCAACCGCCAUUUUCACAGGUGAUGCCGGAAGCCACUAACAACGGGAGCAUCGUCAGACGCACCACUCUGCCUAAUGCUGUUACUUCUUCCGGAAAUGCGUCGUUGCUGAUCCAAACGGACGAGUGCAACACCGGAAGGCAUCCCCUUCUGGCGAACAAUCUGCAAGACGGUGGCGCGGACAGCGACACGAACAGCCAUUGCGCGUUGAUCCUGGAGGAAACGACGCCCACAUCGGGGAACCAUAACUGCACUAGCCGCGAGAAGAGCAACGGGAACAACAACUACGAGAUGCGUGAGUUCAACAGGAGAUUAUGGCUGUCGAACGGGGGCAGCCCGGGCACGGGAAUAACAGCUGGCGGUCAGAGCAGGCGCACCUGACUAUGGAACUGGUGGCGAAACACGUCGAACCGUCUCCUCUACAGGAGCAAUCGGUCCGCCGAGAUCACCGUGUAUAAGAUAGGUCCGCAGACCGGAGCUAAGGUUUCUAAAGAUUCUACUGACCUCACGAGCACACCAGGCC
Molecule: messenger RNA, 1919 nt
Organism: Habropoda laboriosa
Lineage: Eukaryota; Metazoa; Arthropoda; Insecta; Hymenoptera; Apidae
Exons: 4
Coding region: 359-1777 (472 amino acids)
Cellular component (GO): membrane
Source: RefSeq, a predicted model, not a curated record